AUGGCCAGCAUGAAUCGAUACAAUUGGCUUUGCGUGCUGUACGUGACCUUCGGGGCCGUAUUUUAUGGCUAUGAUUCUGCCUGCACGACAUCGGUGCUUGGUUAUACCUCCUUCCUCGAAUAUUUCAACUUGAACUCUACCACCAUUGGCGCCAUGGGAUCGGCAUACUACGCUGGCGCCGUUGUCGGCAUGGCUUCGAAUUGGUAUCUACCCAACAAAUACGGCCGCAUUCGGACCAUCCAGAUCGGCUGUUUGGCCUCUAUACUCGCUGCGGCCAUGCAGACAGGUGCCCACAGCUAUGGCACCUUCGUGGCUGGACGAGUCAUCGGCGGAAUGGCCUCGGGCUUGAUCUUCGUCGUCUGCCCUGCCUACAGUUCCGAAAUUGCACCUCCCAUGAUGCGAGGCCGGAUUGGCGGGCUUUAUGCAGUCAGUGUCAACGGAGCUUAUUGUUUUACCGAAUGGGUUGGCCUAGGAUUCUACUUUAUCAAAGGCGACGUCUCCUGGCGCCUCCUGCUGGGCUGCCAGCUGAUCCCCGGCACCCUCAUGUUUGCCUGCUCCUUCUUGAUGCCCGAGUCUCCCCGUUUCCUCGUCUACGUGGGCCGCCACGACGAGGCCUUGACGGUUCUCAAGAAGAUGCACGGCACCACGCACGACGACACCUUUUACAUGCGCGAGUUCCACCAGAUCAAGGCCCAGAUCGAGCUUGACAGGGAAGAGCGACUGGGACUCAAGGCGAUCUGGCAAAAGCCCUCGUACCGCAAGCGAUUCUUGUUGGUGUUUUGGUACGCCAUUGCAUGCAUGCUUUCCGGUGUCAUCGUCAUCCAAAACUACCAGGUUAUUCUUUACACGAAUGUUGGAUUCAGCAACGUCAUGUCGCUCAUCCUGACCGGUGUAUGGGGCACCGUUGGCACCCUCUCUGCCAUAUACGCCGCUUUCUGCUUUGACUGGAUGGGACGACGACCAACCAUGAUCACAUCGUACAUUCUCAUCAUCGCCGGCACCCUCACGACUUGUAUCACCUGGGCCGUCUACGAAAACGGCGGAAGCACCAACCGCGGUCUCGCCAAGGGCAUCAUUGUGGCCAUGUUUUUCGUCGGGCUUGGAUACGCUGGACCUGCCAACGCCUUUUUGGCAACUUAUCCCGCCGAAAUCAUGCCCACCUCUGUGCGCCCCGUCGGCGUGGCCGUCAGCUACAUGACGCAGCACGUCCUGAUCAUCAUCCUGGUGCAAUUCACCCCGGAGGCCAUCGAGACCAUCUCGUGGAAGUUUUUCCUCAUCUUUGUGUGUUCGAGCUUCAUCUUCUCCAUUGUCUUUGUCCUGUUCUACCCGGAGACGAGACACAAGACACUGGAAGAGAUUGAGGCCAUUUUCGGCGACAAGGUCGCCGAAACGCUCGACGAAGCUGGCGAACACCUCAAGAUCGAACACGUCGUCGACGAAAAGGCCCAGGCGCGGGGAAACGUCGGGGCCGUCGCCGUCCACGAAGAGGGUAUUGGCAAGGUCAACAACGACACUGUCUAG
Messenger RNA from Fonsecaea nubica, 1521 nucleotides. RefSeq lists its product as hypothetical. NCBI's taxonomy places the organism in Eukaryota, Fungi, Ascomycota, Eurotiomycetes, Chaetothyriales, Herpotrichiellaceae. The record is from RefSeq and is a predicted model, not a curated record. The transcript is spliced from 8 exons. Gene Ontology annotation, molecular function: carbohydrate:proton symporter activity. The coding region runs from base 1 to 1521 and encodes 506 amino acids. Gene Ontology annotation, cellular component: membrane. Gene Ontology annotation, biological process: transmembrane transport; carbohydrate transport.